AUGCUCUUUCUUCCUGGUGGCACUUGCCCUAGUUUUCAUAUCCAUGGAAGCUAUCAAUGCGCAAGGUAAAGGCAAAGGCAACAGCAAGAAGGCACCGUAUGAUGUUGCUUCAACACAUUAUGAUGUUUUGGCACCGAGCAGUAGUGGACGAGAAAGAGUUUAUUGCCAAGCAAGAGGAGCUUGUAAUGGAAAGGUACUCACAUGUCCCACCCAAUGCCCUCAAAGGAAGCCCGAAAAGAAUAAGAAGGUCAAAGGAUGCUUCUUUGAUUGCAGCAGCAAAUGUGAUGUCACCUGCAAAUGGAGAAAGCCGAACUGUAAUGGAUACGGGUCGCUGUGUUAUGAUCCGAGGUUUGUUGGCGGUGAUGGAGUUAUGUUCUACUUCCAUGGAGCCAAGGGAGGAAACUUCGUCAUUGUAUCAGAUAAUAAUCUCCAAAUCAAUGCGCAUUUUAUCGGAACACGACCGGAAGGACGGACACGAGACUACACCUGGGUGCAAGCCCUGGCGGUGAUGUUCGACACUCACACUCUAGUCCUAGCAGCAAAGAGAGUCUCUAAAUGGGAUGACGGCUUCGAUGCUCUCACCAUAAAAUUCGACGGCGAAGCCGUAAACAUCCCCACGGAAGGAGACGUCGAAUGGAGGACUGAUUGCGAGGAAAGAGAAGUGAUAGUAGAAAGAACCGAUGAAACCAACGGCGUUAAAGUCACGGUUGCAGGGCUGGUGGAAUUGAACGUAAAAGUUAGAGCCAUCGGAGAACAUGAAAACAAGGUUCACAAUUACCAGUUGCCGGCUGAUGAUGCGUUUGCACAUUUGGAGACACAGUUCAAGUUCACCCAAGUAAGCCCUCUCGUGGAAGGAGUAUUGGGAAAGACUUACCUGCCGGACUACGUUAGCCCCGUGAAACGAGGUGUGCCGAUGCCAAUGAUGGACGGGGAAGACAUACGUGACGCCGUCGCUGUAUUCGCCUCUCUGCCAAGCUUGCAGGUUUAA
Hibiscus syriacus is the source of this 988-nucleotide messenger RNA. RefSeq lists its product as uncharacterized. NCBI's taxonomy places the organism in Eukaryota, Viridiplantae, Streptophyta, Magnoliopsida, Malvales, Malvaceae. The record is from RefSeq and is a predicted model, not a curated record. The transcript has 2 exons. Bases 44 to 988 code for a protein of 314 amino acids.